Molecule: messenger RNA, 1140 nt
Organism: Coniosporium apollinis CBS 100218
Lineage: Eukaryota; Fungi; Ascomycota; Dothideomycetes
Exons: 2
Coding region: 1-1140 (379 amino acids)
Biological process (GO): endoplasmic reticulum to Golgi vesicle-mediated transport; retrograde vesicle-mediated transport, Golgi to endoplasmic reticulum
Cellular component (GO): endoplasmic reticulum membrane; COPII-coated ER to Golgi transport vesicle; Golgi membrane
Source: RefSeq, a predicted model, not a curated record
AUGAAUGGCUACGCCGACCAGCACCUCUCGGAGGAGAACUUCGGCCCCGCGCCCAGCGUGCUGAAAUCCUUCGACGCGUUCCCCAAGACCAAGCCAACCUACCUCACGCGCACGCAAAACGGCGGCGCCUGGACGCUCGUCCUGAUAGCCACAUGUAGCUGGCUCGCCUUCACCGAGAUCUUGCGCUGGUGGGCCGGCACGACAACGCACACCUUCAGCGUGGAGAAGGGCAUCAGCCAUGACCUGCAGAUUAAUCUGGACAUUGUGGUCGCGAUGCGCUGCCAGGAUGUUCAUGUUAACGUGCAGGACGCGUCUGGCGACCGUAUAUUGGCGGGAGAUUUGCUGAAGAAGGAUCCGACGCAGUGGGGUGCGUGGGGGAAUUCGAGGGAGGUGCAUAAGCUUAAUCGCGCUGCGGAUCAGGGCCUUGAGGGACAGGAGGACGUGCAUGAUUAUCUAGGGGCUGCCAGUGGGAGGAGGAAGUUCUCGAAGACACCGAAGCUGAGGGGCAUGCCGGAUGCCUGUCGUGUAUAUGGGAGCCUCGAGGGGAACAAAGUACAGGGCGACUUCCAUAUCACGGCGAGAGGGCAUGGGUAUAUGGAGUUUGGGGAGCAUCUGAACCACAACUCCUUCAACUUCUCCCACACAAUCAACGAGCUCUCCUUCGGCCCCUUCUACCCCUCCCUGACCAACCCUCUCGACAGCACCCUCGCCACCACCGAGUCCCACUUCUACAAAUUCCAAUACUACCUCUCCGUCGUCCCCACAAUCUACACCGAGGCCCUCCACACCCUCCACUCCACGACCCCGCCGCCCCCCGGCUAUCCCUCAAAACACACAAUCUACACAAACCAGUACGCCGUCACGGAGCAGAGUCAUCCCGUCGGGGAGAGCCAGGUGCCGGGAAUUUUUGUCAAGUUCGACAUCGAGCCGAUACUGCUGACGAUUGCGGAGGAGAAGGGGGGUUUGUUGGCGCUGGUCGUGAGGCUGGUGAAUGUCGUGUCAGGGGUGCUGGUGGCGGGGGGGUGGUGUUACCAGCUUGUGGGGUGGGGCGGUGAGGUGUGGGGACGGCGGAGGAGACGGGAGAGCCUGGGAGUGUUGCAUGGGAGGGGGCCGAGUUUGGAUGAGAAGAGGUUUGAGUAG